Messenger RNA from Acanthosepion pharaonis, 2145 nucleotides. NCBI's taxonomy places the organism in Eukaryota, Metazoa, Mollusca, Cephalopoda, Sepiida, Sepiidae. The record is from the annotation of a GenBank genome assembly.
AUGAUUGAAGUAAGACAUCUUUCUUUCUUUUUCUUUCUUUCUUUCCUUCUUUCUUUCUUUCUUAUUUCAAGAGAAUAUUUUUUCCUUUCUUUUUUCUUUACUUUACCUUUUCUUUCUUUUUUAUUCGAAGAUACCGUUUUCUUUCUUUAUUUAUUUCUUUCUUAUUUCAAGAGACUAUUUUUCUUUCCUUUCUUUCUUUUUCUUUCUUUUUUAUUCGAACAGAAAUUUCCUUUCUUUCUUUCUUUCUUUCUUUCUUUCUUAUUCCAAGAGAAUAUUUUUUCUUUCUUCUUUUCAUUUUUUUUCUUUUACUUUCUUUUUUAUUCCUUUUUUAUUUGCAGCGACGAUUUGUCUUUCUUUCAAAAAAGAAUCACAUCAGUAUGUUUUUUUCUUCCUUUCUCGAUGGGGCCUCGAAAUAUCAGUACAACUACUCAUGUAUGUUUUCUUUUUCUCUGUCCUUCUUUCUUUCUUUCUUUCUUUCUCUUUUUUUCUCAACACUCUUUGUUCUGCCUUUCGGAAACAAGUCCAACGACGCGGCGGUGGGUGACAGGCGCCCGUCCACGCCGACGACGGGUAACAGGCGCCCGUUCACGCCCGACGGCGUGUAACAGGCACCCGUCCCUGCCGACGACAGGUAACAGGCGCCUGUUCACGCCGGCGGCAGGUCAUCGUCACGAGUUCGAACUUUCAGACUUUUGCUCGGUUCGCAAAUAUAAAGCAAACUGUUAUUUUGAAUUAACUUCUUUUUCCUUUUUUGACUUUCUUCUUCAUUUCACACGUCCGAAUUUUCUUCAUUCGAUUACAAUUUCAUUCUUCUUUCUUCUUCAUUCUUUUCAAAUCCCCCUUUACACAAUUUCAUUUAUUUUAAUUUCUUUACUCCUUUAUUUGUUAUCUCGUCUUUUUUAUUUUUACGUCCUUCACUUCUUUCUUUCAUUUCCUCCUCCUUUCUUUUAUCUUUUAUCUCCUUCCCCUGUUUUACUUCAUUCUCCUCUUUUUUCUUUUAUUUUCUUCUUCUCUUUUCUUUUACUUCUUUCGCUGCUUUUAUUUCUUUUUCCUCUUUUUUCUUUUACUAUCUUUUCCUAUUUUUCUUUUCUUCCUUCUCCUCUUUUCUUCGUUUUCCGUUGUUGUUUUACCUCCUCUUUUUCUUCCAGUUCCUCUUCUUCCUUUUUUUUCGUCUCCUUUUUCUUUUAUUUCUUUCACUUCCUUUUUCUUCUUCUUCUAGUUUGCUUCUUCGUCUGCUUCUUUUUUUCUUUUACUUCUUUCACUUUUUUACCUCCUUCUCCCCUUUUUUCUUAUUUCUAUUUUUUAUUUCCUUCUUUCUUUUCAUUUACUUUUUUCUUUUUUACCUUUUACCGCUUUUCAUCUCGUUCUUCUUUCUCCUCUUUCUUUUCUUUUUCUUCCUUCUCAUCUUUCUUCUAUUACUUUCUUCCCUUUUUUUCUUUUACUCGCUUCAUCUCCUCCUCCUUUUACUUCUUUCUCUUUUUCUUUUUUAAAGCCUUAUUAAUUUCAUAUUUUUCCUUCAAUAUUUUUUCCUUAAUUUUUUCUUUCUUGAUUUAUUCAGUUAUUCAUUCGUUGAAUUAUUUUACAUUUCUUUUCCUCUUUAUUUUUUCUUCCUUUCUUUUUUCUUCGAUAUUUCUUUUUUUUUUCUUUUUUCUUCUUCUUCUUUUUUUCCCUUAUUUUUCUUUAUUGUUUGUUCAUUUAUUUAAUUAUUUAUUCUUUUUCUUUCUAUUUAUUUUUUCUUCUUUCAAUAUUUCCCUAAUUUUUACCCACUUUUAUCUCUUUUUUAUUUGUUCAAUUCUUCGUUCCGACAUCCAUCUUAUUCUAAUGUUUUCUCUUCUUCUCUUUCACUCACUCUCCCUUUCAAGCAUUCUCCGUACAUCCUUUCUUGUUGUCUUUCUUUUUUUAAUUUCUCCUCUGCUGUUAUUUCUUUCGUCUGUCCAUCCAACGCCUUUUCUUUUCUUUUUUUUCAUUUUACAAUUGCCUUUCUUCUUUUUUCCUAUUUCUCAACAAUCUUAUAUGUUUAUCGUCUGCUUUUCCUACUCACUAGAUUCUCAAGUUUUCAAUCACUUUUUCGUUCGUUCCCUUCUCACACAAAUAGGCCACUUGCCUUUUUUCCAGUUGUCCGCCAUUUUACACUAUUGUCCCUAA